GGCGGGCUGCAGGGUGGGAGCCGGCGAUGCGCUCCCGGUCCCUCCCAUCAGCAGAGAGCACUGUUCAGUCGCUGUUCGCCUUGGCUGGGGCCAUUUCUCUGGACACAAAGCCCUGGCAAGUUCCUGUUGUGCUUCUGAGUGCCGCGUCCUGCUGGUUCGUGUGGUUCAGUACCCACCUCUUGGGUGAUGCACAGCCUGCUGUAAGCAGAUAGACCCCGCUUAAAUGCUGGGAGCCCCUUCCCGUCGGUGGCACUGCCUGAGCUGCACCUACAGCUGCUGGAGAGGCAGCGCCCAGCCCACCUGCGGGGCUGUCUCUAUUCUCUAUUCCCUGUGUGCUGGCCAGAGCUGUGCUGCGUGACAGGGCUCUGUGAGGUGUGCAGGGCUUCAAGGGCUGCUUGCUGUUGGCAGGCAGGUUUGCAAACCCCAGGUAGCUGAGCAAAGCUCUGAAUCCCCAGGAUCCUAUCUCUGCUGUCCCUCUUAGGAGGAGUGACCUCUCAUACCUGGGGUUCAGCUGGGUCUGCCCAUUCUUGAUGCUGAAUCUGGAAACUUCACAAGCUCUCUGUUCCUUCUCCAGAACUGUCACUGAGCACAAUCCAGCAAGCAUCUCCUCUCCAAAACGCUUGUCUCUGCCUGGGACUGCCCCAGCUGAACUGAGAGUGGUGCCUGGCCUGAGCCUGCUCAGUGCAGGACCUCUGGGGUUCUGCUGGAGUGCCAUGAUGGAGGCAGCCAGUUCCUGCCACACUCCUCUUCCCGCCACUCACUCACAUUUCACAGGGCUGUGACCCCCAUGGGCUCACAUCUCCCUGAGCCCUGCAGUGGGGUGGGCAGCAACCCGAACCUGGCAGCUGGGGUUUCAGAGCCUGGGCAGGGCAGCUAUGCUCCUGGGGUCACGUUCUCGUCUGUGCUGUGCCCUAGCAGAGCUGUCCCCAGGGCAGACAGGCGCCUCUCUGCAAGCUGAGAGGAUGCAAGGGCUCUGGGGAAGCCGAGCUGCUCUCCCUGCCCAGCAGUUCUCUGUGCCUCUCCCCGCCAGCUCUUGUCCUGCUGUGCCGGAGGCUGCUGCCAUGACCCUCACCAAAGGCUCCUUCACCUACUCCAACGGGGAGGAGUACCGCGGCGAGUGGAAAGAAGGUCGCAGGCACGGCAUCGGACAGCUGACAUUUGCUGAUGGCACUGCUUACGUGGGACACUUCGAGAAUGGACUCUUCCACGGCUGCGGCGUGCUCACCUUCUCCGAUGGCUCCAGGUACGAAGGGGAGUUUGUGCAAGGCAAGUUCAAUGGCGUGGGAGUCUUCACUCGCUGUGACAACAUGACCUUCGAGGGCGAGUUCAAAGGCGGGCGUGUAUAUGGCUUCGGUCUCCUGACCUUCCCUGAUGGCUCCCACGGCGUGCCCCGCAACGAGGGCUUCUUUGAGAACAACAAGCUGCUGCGGCGGGAGAAAUGCACUGCCAUUAUCCAGAGGGCCCAGGGUGCCUCCAAGUCUGCCCACAGCCUGACAGCGUGAUGGUGCCCCACGUCCCCUCCCACCAGAGCAGGGACCCCCCUACUUAGGCACUGGCUGGCCCUGCUGGCCCUGGAGAAGGGAAGUGGUGCUGCUGGGUGCCUCCCUGCCCUUCUUCCCCUCCAAGCGUCCUCCUGCCAAACCCCUGCCGCUGGAGGGGAUGGGACCUCCGCUCUCCACCCAAGUGCCCUGGGGCAGCCGUGGUGCCUUCUCUUUCUGGCUGAAGCCCUGGCACCUGCUGGUGCAGCAGAAGGACAGGGUGACAGGGGCUUGGCCUGUCUUCCCCCCAGGAAGACUGUGGACCACUACAGCUGCUAGCCAGCUGCAGAGGAUGGAGCAGAGGGGCAGAUACUGGUCCCUGACCCCACUGCCAGGGUGCCUUGGCUGGAAGCUCCUGACUGAAUCAUGUGCCCCAGAGGGGCAGCUCCUGGCUCACUUUGCUGCCCUGGUCCUGGAGGCAGGGUGGGCACCCCGAGCAUACCAUGGCCUGCACCCUCAGCUCUGGGUGACUGACCAUCUCCCUGCAUGCCCAGGGUAUGGUGACAUUGUGUCCCCAAAGAGCCCAGCCUGCUCUCAGGGCCAACCAAUGGGCUGUGUUCCCCUCAUCCCUGUGCCAAUCCACCCAUUCACCCACGGCCUUGGGGACAUCAGCAGCAGCAUGCCCACUAAGAGGGACUGAGGAGUACCCAGCCUGGCACAUGUCUGCUGCAUGCUGGUGGAGGAUGGCGGCAAUGGUGAGCAAGGAGAAGGGUCAGAUGGAGCCUAGAAUGAGGGACAUGAGCAGGGCUGUGUGGUAGCCAGGGCUGGAGCAGGAGGCCUGGGCAGGGUGGGAGGGGAUAGAGGUAUGGCAAAGGGGCAGGCAGGGGGCACAUAGUUCCCCAUUUUUGCCCCCCACAUGCGUUCUUCAUCGCCCCAUUGCAUGUUCAUCUUCACCCCCGGUGUGGUCUGGCUGGCUGUGGCACAGGGGUCCCAGCAGCCCUCACUGCCCACUGUUGCAGGGGCUGUGCCCUCCCUGUCAGUCUCUGCCUGCACUGGGUCCCGUGCCUUGCUAUGACCCUGCCUUGUGCUGCUGCCUGCACGGGCCUCAGCUGAGUAAACCAUGUUGCCAAA
Messenger RNA from Sturnus vulgaris (Common starling), 2609 nucleotides. RefSeq names its product MORN repeat containing 4 (gene MORN4). NCBI's taxonomy places the organism in Eukaryota, Metazoa, Chordata, Aves, Passeriformes, Sturnidae. Gene Ontology annotation, cellular component: cell projection. Gene Ontology annotation, biological process: response to axon injury. The record is from RefSeq and is a predicted model, not a curated record.